Procambarus clarkii (red swamp crayfish) is the source of this 3266-nucleotide messenger RNA. RefSeq lists its product as uncharacterized. Gene Ontology annotation, cellular component: GET complex. The record is from RefSeq and is a predicted model, not a curated record. Gene Ontology annotation, biological process: tail-anchored membrane protein insertion into ER membrane. NCBI's taxonomy places the organism in Eukaryota, Metazoa, Arthropoda, Malacostraca, Decapoda, Cambaridae.
GGUCGGCGAAGAGGAACGUGAAGCAGUUUGUAAACAUGGCAGACGAGGUGGUGAGGCGGCGUGAGCUGCGUAGGAGAAAGAUAUUAGAGAAUGCUGAGGAGAGGAAGAGGAAAAUAUUUGGUAGCAGUGCCACGGCUAAUGAUGCCACGCUUACCAACCAAGUGCAAAAGCCAGAUGGUCUUGGGUUAUCAGCACCACAUACACUCCUAGCACCUGAUCCUCUGAGUGAAGAAGAGUUGGAUAGCAGUCCAACAUUUAAUGUCAGCAGUUCUACAAUCAACACUGAUCUAUACAGUGAUGCAAGCAAUAUUGGUAUCAGGAAAGAGUGCAUUAAUGUUACCCAGUCAAGCCUUGCUAAUUCUAGUAGAAUUCAAAAUGGUUCUGUACCUGACUUAAAUGAACAACUAAUAAAUUUUAAUAGGUUAAUGACAGCUAAUGGUGGCAUCAGUUCCAAUACUGCACAUAGCAGGGUAAUUCAGGAAGACGUCCAGCUUAUUGCCUCCGUUGAGACACACAAGUCCUCUGUCAUACUUGUUGGAAUUGCCUUAUUAGUGUGCUCUCUGUUUUACUUCAAUUAUGGCUACAUUAUGUUCAAUAGCAUUUCAGCUCCAUUUAUACUAUUGGAAGCUCUACUCCUAUGGCGUCAAAGGAAUGCUAUUGAAGCCAGCUCUAGAGGUGGAGCUGGUUUCUUGGGGAUUGCUCUUAUGUUGUGUGGAGUCCAGCAGACUACAAUUACUGUAUAUGCUCAUUUAAUUACUAUUGUUAAGUGUUUCUUUGAAGAUUUUGCUAUGUAUAUAUUAACUGUUGUGCUAUGGUGCACUGUGAUUGGGAUACCAGGAUUAGUGCAGUCAGAUUCUUUGGGAUUUUCCCAUCGAAUCCAACCAGAGGAUAACAUUCCUAAUGCAGAUAUGUAUAAUUAUGAGGAACAUUUUUAGCACUAAGUCAGCGACUAUCCACUGUGCCAAUUUCAGUACUGUAUAUAUUCUUUCUGCUUUUUUCAGUUAAUACUUACUUUCUGAUUAUUCAAAUUAUAUAGAUUAUUACCAACUUACCUUCAAAGUGUCAUAUAAAUUAAUUUCAAAUUGAAAAAUUGAAGGAAUCAUUUUUUUUAAUAAAUGAAUAUUCCUACUUUCUCUUUUGUUUAAUAUUUACAUGAUUGCUCAACUGAAGAUUUAGUUUUUACAUAAUGGCAAAUUAAAUGAUUGUACAAUCUAAUAAGUUAUUUUUUUUUUUUAACUAACAGAAAACAAUUUGAACAGCUUUGUCAUGGGAGUUGCUGACAUUCCUUCCCUCCACCUUAUUAUCUUAUAGAAUUAGUGAAUACUACCGCUAAUUCAGAUUUACUUUCUUGUUUACUUCACCAGUGAGGUUACCAUGUGGUGGUUCCAAGGAUCAAUGUCCCUGCAGCCUUUGUUAUCCUUUUAUAUAAAUUAACCCAGUGUGGAAUCAUUGGUCAAGAUUGACUUGAAUGGAAAAUUGUGACGCAAAUCGAAUUUCAAGAUUUCGAGCCAUAAGCAUAUAUCAGGGAGCCAUGGUGAUGCCACCAAGACCUUGAACAUUUAUAAGCAUUUUGAAUAUUAAAAUUUAUUUUGUUUAAUGGUUGUGUGUGUGUAAUUGCUGUACUUAAGUUAUGCUUAGUGUGAUUCUUGAGAACAUAAUUAGGUGAGCAUGACAUUUGCAUGCAACAUUGCGAGCUGUGUAUGUAUGCAUGGGUAAACAUUUUUAAUGCGCAGAAAGGAAUUUCCUGAGUUAGAGCUUACUUAGCAGUUUGAUCAAGCAUUAUUCUCAAUAUUAUGAGUCAAAUUGCAGUGCUCGGCAAUAAAACUACAUUAGGAUGAUAAUGUAUCAUUAUUUAAAUUUCCUCACAGCUUGGAUGUCAAUGGUUUUUCCUCUCCACUCAAUAUGGGCCACUCAACAUCACUUUCAACAUAAAUAAGUUCAUUGAUCAAUGUUAAGUUAAACUACUGGAACUAGUUUACUGCUUUAUGUCUUUUUAAACUAUCACCCACUUAUGUUCCUUUAUUUUAUUUUGUAAAAUGGAAAUAACAGUGAUAGUAACAAAUCAAAUUGCUAGAUAUUAGAACUCCAGCUGAAGCUAUAAGAGCCUUAGACCAAAACCUUGUUAUAUAAAAGGUGUUAAUAUUGAGCUUAAUUAAGAAAGGGAAUAUUGAUUAGUAAAUGCUAAGUGGUAAUGGCAUGGUAUUUCUAAUAUGUCAAGUCAUAAUUGUUUGGAAAUUUGCUUCCUUUCCUUUUCUUUCCAUUUUAAAGGAAAUGCUUUUUAAAAUGCAGCAGAAUAGUUAUGAUUCAGUUACAAAAAUAAGGAUUUAUUUUAAAGUUACAGCUGGAUUUUUAAUUUUGAAAAUAAUUGCAUAUUUGUGGCUAAGUUCUGAAUAUUGAGCAUAAGUAUUUUGGCUCAGUUGUCAAGAUUAGUUGGUAUUAAUUAACCUGUUAAUCAUGGCUCAUUUUAUAAUGCUGGCACCAAGCCUUAAAACUUGAACCGAGAUGAGGUUUUCUUCGUGGCAUCAGUUACUUGAUAUGCAAUGCUUGUACCCAACUUUCAAGACAUUCUUCACAAAGUAUUUUAAAUAAAGGACUGCAAAUUUUGUUUUCUAGAGGUUUUGUAUUUAAGAUUGUUUCUCUUAACCCUUGCACUGCUCUGUCCGUUAUUUGUAAUUACCUCAUGUGUACAAAUAACCCCAAGUGAUAUUUUCCCAUUUGAUUUGUUAACUUUUUUUUUUUUUUAUGCGCAUAUGAUGUAUUACAUUUAAAUAGCUGAACAGUCCAGGGGUUAAAUUUUAAGGAUAAAUAUGCUUCUGUCUUACUUUUUCCACAAUAUAUUUAAUUUUUGUGUAAGUACAAUAUACUGCUCAUGUCACUGCUGUGCUGUAAUAUCUGCUCGUGUCACUAAUAUGCUACAAUAUAAACUGCUCGUGUCACUAAUGUUCUAGCACAGGCAGCUUGAAAAUAAACAUAUUCCACAAGAUUACUUAAUGCAGUAUAGGGGUUUUAUAACCCAAUUCACUCAGGAAGGUCUCGUCCAGUAGUGGAUUGGUAAAGGCUGGAAUAUUAUUGCGUAUUUGUAUAAAUAACAUUGUACAGUAAACCCCUAAAUGUUUGGUAAUUUACCAUUGGCCAAUUUUAAUUUUUUUUUAGCAAAGCACGGUACAUAAAACUGUUAUCAGUGAGAUAAAUGGGACCUUCUCACAGUUUUGCUAUUUGUCCAAAUGUUAUGCAUAAAAAAUGCAAUAAAAAUAAAUACAAAAUAA